This is a messenger RNA of Cetraspora pellucida, 561 nucleotides long. The record is from the annotation of a GenBank genome assembly. Lineage: Eukaryota; Fungi; Glomeromycota; Glomeromycetes; Diversisporales; Gigasporaceae.
AUGUCUGAUGAAAUUACUUUAUGUACUUGUCCUCGAUGUCGUCAGAAAAAUCCUCUUGGUGUAUCUAUAACCAAAAAGGUAGCCUUGAGCCAUCAACGAGCAUUUUUAUGGGCACAGCAACUUGAAGAACAAAUUGAUGAUAGUUAUAUCAAUUUUAAUACACGUCAUUUAAAAAAGAAAAAAAAUGAUGAAUUAAAUUAUAAAUUAAACUGUGAUUUAAGUAUAACAAAUAUUGAAGCAAACAAAUUCGAUGAAGAAAAUUAUAAUUUAAAUAUAACGAAUCUUAAACCAACCAAUUUUAAUGAAGAAAAUUACAAUUAUCAAUAUGAAGAAUACAAUGAUUUCAUAGAGGAAGCACAACAAUUAAGUUCAAAUUUAAGCCAAAAUUCAUCAAUUUAUACUGAUACUGAUAAUAAUAGUUCAGAAGCUUCAUUUAAUAGUCAAAAUGAUAUAGAAGAUUUGUAUCAAGAUUUCGUAACAGAAGAAUUUACAAAUGAUAUGCUUUCAAAAGAUAAUGAAGGUUGGUUAGAUUAUUUGUAUGAUGCAGGUAAAAGCUUGUAA